Melanotaenia boesemani (Boeseman's rainbowfish) is the source of this 3196-nucleotide messenger RNA. It is a transcript of the gene wdr3, whose product is annotated as WD repeat domain 3. Gene Ontology annotation, cellular component: Pwp2p-containing subcomplex of 90S preribosome; small-subunit processome. NCBI's taxonomy places the organism in Eukaryota, Metazoa, Chordata, Actinopteri, Atheriniformes, Melanotaeniidae. Gene Ontology annotation, biological process: maturation of SSU-rRNA. Bases 199 to 3021 code for a protein of 940 amino acids. The record is from RefSeq and is a predicted model, not a curated record. The transcript is spliced from 27 exons. Gene Ontology annotation, molecular function: protein binding; snoRNA binding.
GUAUAUAUCUAUGUAUACUUUAACGGAUACGUAUGGUAAAUAACUUUUCAUUGUAAGUGUUUCUCAGUGUUUUAGGUUUCCAUCGGUGAUCCGUUAGUUUAGCCUGAGUCUGAAACGGGCAGCACUAGGAAGACAACACAAGUUAGCAAGUGGCUGCUCCCUUUUUAGAGAACUCAGCAUCAUCCCAGGCUGCCGGUCAUGGGUUUGACCAAGCAGUACCUUCGCUACGCCGCCAGUGCCGUGUUUGGAGUCAUCGGCAGCCAGAAAGCCAACAUUGCAUAUGUGACACUCCGAGGAGGUGAGAGGGGGCGGUAUGUUGCCGUGGCUGCGUGCGAACACGUCUUUAUCUGGGACGUCCGAAAAGGAGAGAAGGUUCUGAUCCUGCAGGGCCAGAAACACGAGGUGACCUUCCUCUGUCCGUCUCCCGAUGGAGUUCACAUCGCUGUGGGUUAUGAAGACGGUGCUGUGAGAAUCUUCAGCCUGCUGAGCGGCGAAAGCAACGUCUCCUUCAACGGCCACAAGUCGGCUGUCAGCGUUAUAAACUACGAUGCACUGGGGGCGCGGCUCGUCACUGGUUCCAAGGACACAGAUGUGAUUGUGUGGGACAUCAUCAAUGAGUGUGGGCUGUACAGACUCAGGGGCCAUAAAGAUGUCAUCACACAGGCCUUGUUCCUUAAAGAGAAGAACCUCCUCCUGACAAGUUCCAAGGACACUUUCGUGAAGUGGUGGGAUUUGGACACGCAGCACUGCUUUAAGACCAUGGUGGGCCAUCGCAGUGAGGUUUGGGGGGCUGUGCUGUUGAACCAGGAGAACCGGCUCUUAACCGGCUCGGCUGACAGUGAGCUUCGAGCCUGGGACAUCACUUACCUGGAGGAGAAAAAAGCCGAGGGUGAGCCCAAAGUGAAGAAGGGCAAAACUCUGCUGGACGAUGACGACAACAAUGAUGAUGAAGGGGAGGACGAAAGUCUUGAAGAGCGCAUCUUGAGCUGUAAGAAGUCCGGCUCCAUCCUGAGAGAGGCCAGAGACCGAGUCGUCUCCAUGACGACAGACGCCAGAGCCAGAGUCAUCGCCUGCCACGGCAACGAUUCAGUGCUGGAGGUUUUCACUGUGCUGUCAGAGGAGGAAGUUCAGAGAAAAAUGACCAAGAAGCUGAAGAAGGCUAAAAAGAAGGCAGCAAAAGCUCAGGAAGAUGCUGGUGAGCAGACGGCCGAGCCGGUGGUGGAAAGGAUGCUAAAGGAUGAGAUCAUCAGGCUAACGAACAUCAAGGCUUCUGCCAAAAUCAGGUGGGUGGACUGUCUGUCGUGUGCAGGCGGUGAGCUGAAGGUGGCGCUGCUGCUACAGAAUAACACUGUAGAAACAUACAGCCUGAAGACUUCAGACAAGACUCCUACAGCCAAUAAGACGGCUCGCCUCACGUUAGGUGGCCACCGCACUGACGUCCGCACGCUGGCCUUCAGUUCAGACAAUCUGGCUGUCCUCUCUGCUUCUGGAGACACCGUCAAAGUUUGGAACAGGUCAACUCUGCAGGUGAUUCGUACCAUGGCCUGUGAAUACGCCCUCAGCUCCCUCUUUGUGCCUGGAGACAGACAGAUCAUCCUGGGAACUAAGAGCGGGAAGCUGCAGAUCUUUGAGCUGGCCUCAGGAAGUCUUCUGGAGGCGGUAGAUGCCCAUAAUGGAGCCCUGUGGUCCAUAUGUCUGGCCCCAGACCAGAGGGGGAUCGUCACAGGAAGUGCAGAUAAAACGGUGAAAUUUUGGGAGUUUGAGCUGAUAAAGGACCAGGGGACUGGCCAGAAGAGGCUGACACUGAAACACACUCGGACUCUCCAGUUGGAGGAGGAAGUUUUGUGUGUGAAGUUUUCUCCUGACCACAGACUGCUGGCUGUGUCUUUGUUAGACUGCACAGUCAAGAUUUUCUACACAGACACACUAAAGUUUUUCUUGUCUCUGUAUGGACACAAGCUGCCUGUACUCUGUCUGGACAUCUCACAUGAUAACACACUUAUCGCCACCGGCUCUGCUGACAGAAACGUGAAGAUCUGGGGUUUGGACUUUGGCGACUGUCACAGAUCCUUGUUUGCGCAUGACGACAGCGUCAUGUUCCUCCAGUUUGUCCCCAAGACUCAUCUGUUCUUCACAGCAGGGAAGGACAAGAAGAUUAAACAGUGGGAUGCCGACAAGUUUGAGCACAUACAGACGCUGGAGGGCCACCAUCGGGAGGUCUGGUGUCUGGCAAUCAGCCCGAACGGAGACCAUCUUGUGUCAUCAUCUCACGAUAAGUCGAUGCGUCUGUGGGAGAGGACGCGGGAGCCCAUCAUCCUGGAGGAGGAACGGGAGAUGGAGAGAGAAGCAGAGUUUGAAGAAAGCCUGGGCAAAGGAGAUGCUCCUGUGGUACCUGGAGAGACGGAGAGAGAGGCAGCACCUGCUGGCAAGAAGACAGUGGAGACGGUUAAAGCGGCUGAGCGGGUCAUGGAGGCUCUGGAGAUUUACAAAGAGGAAGCCAGGAAGAUGGAGGAGCAUAAAUACGCCUGUGAGAUGGCUGGCAAGGAGGUUCCCCCUCCAAAACCCAACCCCAUCCUUGUGGCCUUUGGAAAUGUAUCACCAUCCCGCUACGUUUUGGAUGUAAUAAAGAAGGUCAGAUCGAGUGAGCUGGAGGUUUCUCUGCUGGUGUUGCCGUUUCCUUACGUCCCUGAGCUGCUGAAGCUCUUCAGCAGCUACAUCCACCAGGGUCUGGAGGUGGAGCUCGUCUGCCGCUGCCUGUUUUUCCUUCUCAAGAUCCAUUUUGGUCAGAUCACCAGUAACCAGAUGCUGCUGUCUGUGAUCGACGAGCUGCAGACCAGCACGCUCUCCAAAGUGUCUGACAUCAGAGAUCUGAUGGGCUUUAACAGCGCCGGCCUCCAGUUCCUCCAGCGGGAGAUCGAAAGCAAAGAGGACGUAACGUUCUUUGCCGACGCCACGGGCCAGCUGGAGGAGAAAAAGAAGAAGAGGAGGAAAAGGGAGAGGGCUGUCCUGACCAUCGCCUGAAUUAUGAUGAACUUUUUUUAUUAUUAUUAUUUCUGAUUAGCUUUCAUUUAAGCCUGAACCAGAAGGAUUACAGUGUUAGUUUUUGUGAUGUAAUGAAACCCUGCCUGGUUGUAACUCCGUGAUAAUCAGUGACAUGCUCUAUUUUUCAAAUAAACUCUGAUGUUUUCUCACAGUA